GAAUUUAAGUUGGAUUUAAGCAGAAAAAAAAGAAAUGCGCUUUUAUUAAUUUGCUCGUCUCGUCUCUGUGCCGUGGACUUUAGUUUUCAUUGAUUUUUAGAUCCACCGAAGGUGCAGCAAAUGCAACGUAGAUCUUCUCUGCAAUUUCCUCUGAGUUUGUGCGAACGAAAGGGAUAAAAGAGCUUCAAGAAAAGACCCAAUAAUGGCGAAACUCAUAUAAUUGCGCCAAUCCAUACAAUCAUCAACGAUGGCCGAAAAAGAGAGAGCUUCAAAAACGGCAGCUCCUCCUCGCCCAACGAUUGCUCUCCCGCCGCGCUCCUCUGUCGAGAGUCUCUUCACAGGUGGAGCUGGCGCCAGCCCCGGUCCGAUGACACUUGUCUCUAACUUCUUCUCUGAUAACGAUCCCGAGUCGGACUGUCGGUCUUUUUCGCAGCUCCUAGCUGGGGCCAUGGCCUCGCCGGUUGGGGUUGCCGGUAUAAGACCCAACUUUUUGACGGACAAUUCAACCGACAAUUCUUUCAAGGAAAACGGUUCAGGGGAUGGAUGUGAAAAGGAUGUCCGGCUUAAGCCGCACCAUCCGUUGAAUUUGGUGAUUGCCCACUCGCCCAUGUUUACGAUUCCGCCUGGUUUAAGCCCUGCUUGCUUGCUUGAUUCACCGGGACUCUUUUCGCCUGUUCAGGGCUCCUUUGGAAUGUCCCACCAACAAGCUCUAGCACAAGUCACAGCACAGGCUGCCCAAUCCCAAUCGCAUAUGUACAUUCAUGGUGAAUAUGCAUCUUCAGUGCCAGCACCUCUUCCAGCUUUGCCGUCAAACAGCAUGUCCUUUGGUUCCAAUGCAACUUCAAGUCAAAAUAUGCCACUGUCAACAUCUGACCCUAAAGGUAACAUAGUGGAAUCAUCAGAAAUAUCCAACUCUGAACAGAGAUUGCAACCUUCCAGUAUUGCGGUUGAUAAGCCUUCUGAUGAUGGCUACAACUGGCGUAAAUAUGGUCAGAAGAAGGUGAAAGGAAGCGAAUUUCCUCGAAGCUACUACAAAUGCACCCACCAUAAUUGUUCUGUCAAGAAAAAGGUUGAGUGUUCUCUUGACGGUCAGGUAACUGAGAUUAUCUAUAAGGGCCAGCACAACCAUCAUCCACCUCAACCCAAUAAGCGUGCAAAAGAAGGUGGAAAUCCAAAUGCAAUCUUAAAUGCGCAAGGGAAUCAAGAAUUCGGUUCACAGGUUCAGUCUGGAAAUUCAAACAGGCCAAAUGAUAAUGUUAUCUCCUCAAUCUAUAGGAAGGAUCAGGACUCCAGCCAAGUGACCCCUGAGCAAUUAUCUGGCUCAAGUGAUGGGGAGGAAACGGGUGAUGCUGAAACAAAAGUAGAUAAAGGGGAUGAUGAUGAACCUGAUCCAAAGAGAAGGCACACAGAAGUUAGGGUUUCUGAAGUAGCUUCUUCACACAGGACAGUCACAGAACCUAGGAUCAUUGUGCAGACAACAAGUGAAGUAGAUCUUUUGGAUGAUGGCUAUAGGUGGCGCAAAUAUGGACAGAAAGUGGUCAAGGGGAACCCUCACCCAAGGAGCUAUUAUAAAUGCACCAAUGCUGGAUGUAAUGUUCGCAAGCAUGUGGAAAGAGCUUCUACAGACCCCAAAGCUGUCAUUACAACAUAUGAGGGGAAGCACAAUCAUGAUGUACCAACAGCUAAGAACAGCAGCCAUAACACAGCCAACAGUAAUAUGCCACAGCCAAAACCUCUCAAUGCUGUAGCUGAAAAGCACUUAUUACUUAAAAAUGCAGAUCCUAGGAAUCAAGAUCAACAACCUAUAGCGCUUUUACGGUUAAAAGAAGAGAAAAUCACUUAGUAUCUCUUUGUUCUUGACAUAAAUGGCUUGUCACAAAAGUUUGCAGCCGACUACACACAAGCUGUAAUAUUUUUUGUUGGAAUCUGAGCUUCAUAAACUCGAGGCCACAGGUUCUGUCAACUCCUGUGUCAACCAAAGGGCAAGAGAAAGAAGGAAACAAAAAGCAAGAAGAGAAGGGAAAGAAAUCACUGUAAGGUGGUUGAAUAAACCUUUGGGAGUUGGGGCUCUAGUUAACUGGAACAUGUGAUUGAUUGGGUCAUAUUAUUGUAUUUUAUAACCUCAUGUGUUUCCAGAAAUCAAUUGCAGUUGUGUUCUUUUGUUCAUCAGAAUCCAGAGGUGCUUUUUAACUGGGUGUUUCAUAUCUCAUGUGAAAAUGAACAUCUGAUAUGAUACAUGUUAUUUCUUGUUGUCAA
Molecule: messenger RNA, 2256 nt
Organism: Nelumbo nucifera (sacred lotus)
Lineage: Eukaryota; Viridiplantae; Streptophyta; Magnoliopsida; Proteales; Nelumbonaceae
Product: putative WRKY transcription factor 4
Biological process (GO): regulation of DNA-templated transcription
Molecular function (GO): sequence-specific DNA binding; DNA-binding transcription factor activity
Source: RefSeq, a predicted model, not a curated record